Molecule: messenger RNA, 2100 nt
Organism: Hypanus sabinus (Atlantic stingray)
Lineage: Eukaryota; Metazoa; Chordata; Chondrichthyes; Myliobatiformes; Dasyatidae
Gene: glmp
Product: glycosylated lysosomal membrane protein
Exons: 6
Coding region: 26-1294 (422 amino acids)
Cellular component (GO): lysosome
Source: RefSeq, a predicted model, not a curated record
AGUCCCUUUAAGAGUGGGCGGAGCUAUGCCUGGAAGGGGCGGAAGUCAGCUGAUGGGCCCUGUUACAGAAAUGGCGUCGGUAUGGUUGCAGCUUGCGUUCUGGCUGCUCGCCUUGGGAUCGGGCUCGCUGUCGCUCGAUGAGUCCUACCGCAGACAGGUCACCUUCGAAUACAAUCCCGGGUGGGACAGCUCCAUGCCGGCAGCUCCCAAUGUGCUCCAUAUCCGGGCCCUGGGUCCCAGCGACACCAUCCACUACCUCUGGAGCUCGCUCGGAGCCCCCACUGUCCUGCAGGUCUACAGCAGCAGCCCCAACAGCACCCUACACGUCGACUGGAGCCGGCUACAGCUCCCGGACCCCGCAGGCGCCAUCCGCAUCGAGCCCGCCGAGGCCGUGGUCUACUCCACCGCUGUCAUCUUCUCGCGGCUCCUGGAGUACGAUGACGAGAACGAUACUGCUGAUAUGUCCCAGGUGCCGGCCGACAGAAUCUACCCCCCCUACCAACUGCAGGACUUCACCUGGGCGGACGCCAAUGCCACUCUGAACCAGACUACGCUGACCGCGCAGCUCCAGGGCUGCAACGCUACUGGGACCCCCUUCGUCAACGGCACCAUCACCUUCCGGAUUACAGCAUUCGAGGGUGCUGGCCGUGACGCUGACCUCCCUCGUCUGUUCCACACGGCCAACACCUCGAAGCUGGAGUUUGUCAUCGAGGGACUGCAGCCGCGAGGCAAUCGGUCACGGUUUGGCUUGGAGCUGAUGGUGCUCGAGGAGGCAGGGACUCAGCGGUCAAUGAGGGUCAGCAAAACCAUCGAUGAUGAGUACACGCCGAGCAUUUUCAAGGUGACCGAGCUGGUGGGGGCUCCGGAGAACGGCAGCAGCCAGCGUGGUUUUCUGCAGUGGAAGCCCGUGGCCUACGGUGCGGCCCCGCCCCUGCGGAGUAACUCCAUGCAGUCCCGUGAUUAUGGGCUGCGGACGGGGCAUAAUUGUAGCCUCCCCACUGCCAGCCUGGCCUUCGCCUUCGGCCGGACGGUGCCCACUCGACACACGCACCUCAACGCCUUCAACGUCUCCUUCGGCAGCGCCAGUCAGUGGCUCUAUCCCACCCACCACCAUAUCAGCUGGUCAGUGCUGGUAGGACACGGAGCGCCCCCAGAGGACACCUUCUCCGUGUUGGUCGUCGCUAUCAUGGCAGUGGGGUUGGGCCUGCCUGCAGUCCUCCUGCUGGUGGGGGGCGUGUACGUAUGCAUCCACCGCUCGAGGCUGUCACACACGGGAUACCAGCCUAUCAACUGAGGCAUGGACUCUGCUGGGGUCUCCAGCUCUGUCUGGGGGCUCUCGCCGGAAAAGAGCGGACUUCCCCCGGACCCUCAGUCCCACAGUGUGGCGAUCAGUAAGGGUGUGGGAGAGCUUCAGUUUGUCUCAAGUAAAAUGUUUGUCUUGUUGGGUAUGGUACAGAGGCAACUUCACUCUGUGUCUGACCCCGGGAGUGUGUGAUGGGACGGUGUAGGGGGAGCUUCACUCUGUGUCUGAUCCCGGGAGUGUGUGAUGGGACAGUGUAGAGGGAGCUUCACUCUGUGUCUGACCCUGGGAGUGUGUGAUGGGACAGUGUGGAGGGAGCUUCACUCUGUCUCUCUUGUGCUGUGUCUAGCAUUGUUGUUCAGUGAUUAUUUAGAUGAGAAAUUGAUUCACUCUCUUUCUCAUCUCUGUGGACUUGCUGAUAAUUGAGUCCUGCUGGAAUGGGGCUUAGAUACUGUGGGCUGUGACUGUUCCCCAAGUUCAAGCUGCCUUCUCACUGUAUUAUGUCUGGCGUCUGGACACCACGUCUGCUCACUGUACCACAUCUGGCGCCUGGACACUAUGUCUCCUCACUGUAUCAUGUCUGGCGUAUGGACACGUCUGCUCACUGUACCACGUCUGGUGUCUGGACACUAUGUCUACUCACUGUAACAUGUCUGGCGUCUGGACACCAUGUCUGCUCACUGUACCACGUCUGGCACCUGGACACUAUGUCUCCUCAGUGUAUCAUGUCUGGCGUCUGGACACCACGUCUGCUCACUGUACCACGUCUGGCGUCUGGACAUUACGUCUCCUCAGUGUAC